Colletotrichum aenigma is the source of this 1401-nucleotide messenger RNA. RefSeq names its product Non-reducing end alpha-L-arabinofuranosidase BoGH43A. Lineage: Eukaryota; Fungi; Ascomycota; Sordariomycetes; Glomerellales; Glomerellaceae. Bases 1 to 1401 code for a protein of 466 amino acids. The record is from RefSeq and is a predicted model, not a curated record. Gene Ontology annotation, biological process: carbohydrate metabolic process. Gene Ontology annotation, molecular function: hydrolase activity, hydrolyzing O-glycosyl compounds. The transcript has 9 exons.
AUGUCCAUAAUUUUCAAGAGCAACAAUCCGUAUGAAGAUUCUUCGUGGUCGAAUGCAACCCAUUUUGAGUUCGUGGGCUACGACACGGAGCCGUUCUGGGACAAAGACGGGAAGACAUACAUCAACGGGGCACAUGCCUGGAAGAUUGGUCCUUGGCUACAGCAAGCUGAAGCGAACCUCGAUACUGGUGAGGUUGGGGAAUGGAGAACAAUUUGGAAUGGCACGGGUGGCAUGGCGCCUGAAGGGCCACACAUAUACUUGAAAGACGGUCUCUACUACCUGUUAGCUGCAGAAGGCAAUGGCUCAACAUUCAUGCGCGGUACUGGUGUCGGCCACAUGGUCACGAUAGCUCGUUCGGAGAAUGUUGGGGGUCCAUAUGAGUCAAAUCCGGCCAACCCAAUUCUCACCAAUGCAAACACAACCUCCUACUUCCAGACUGUCGGACAUGCCGACCUCUUCCAGGAUGAUUCAGGAAACUGGUGGGGUGUCGCGCUAUCGACAAGAUCUGGCCCUGAGUGGGUUUACUUUCCCAUGGGCCGUGAAACAGUCCUGACCGCCGUAACCUGGCGAGAGGGAGAAUGGCCGCAAAUGUCGCCCAUUCAGGGCAAGAUGAGUGGUUGGCCCAUGCCACCAGCGAAUCUAGAUAUUGAGGGCUCUGGCCACUGGGUCAUGUCGGGCGAAGUUGCAGCUGAUAGUGUUGAGUUCGAGGCUGGUUCAGCACUGCCAGCUCAUUUCACACACUGGCGUUAUCCCGUCGAAAGCUCAUAUACAGUAUCACCACCUGAGCGUUCCAACAGCCUACGUCUCAUGCCGUCAAAGCUCAACUUGACAGCCCGCAAUGGCAAUUACGCCGGUCCUGGCGGGCAAACGUUCGUGGGUAGGCGACAGCAGGAUACACUCUUCACUUAUGGCGUAACAAUAGACUUUUCACCCACGCUAGAAGAGGAAGAGGUCGGCAUCUCUGUCUUCCUAACGCAAAAUCAUCAUCUCGACUUGAGUUUGGUUUUACUGCCAGCAAACGGAACCACGCGGGCGCUUCCGGGGUAUAACUUGACUACGGGGGAUGAUUCCGAAAAACUGGAAUUACAUUUAAGAUUUCGGGGCGAGUCAUAUUCUCCCGUCCCAGACGAAAUCACAGCUCCAGUGCCGGAAGAAUGGGUAGCCUCGCCAGUCAGGCUAGAGGUGAAGGCCGCGAACCUGACGCACUAUUCUUUUUCGGCCGGCCCGGCCAAUGCAGCUUCUCGAAUGAAGACACUGGUGUAUGCGUCGAAUGAUGCUCUAAGCUGGGGCUUUACAGGCGUCUUUGUUGGUGUGUAUUGCACAAGUAAUGGAGGGCUUGGCUCAACACCAGCAUACAUAUCAGACUGGACUUACAUUCCUCAAGGCCAAUACAGAGACUAG